CAAAGACGAGAAAAUAUACUUUUCGUAUUCACCCGUUGCUGGUUCGUGACAAAUUAAUGAUCAUUCAACUUCUAGUAGUAACGUGUAAUUCUUUCAGAAUAUGAGCAACAUCAAUAUUCUUCCAAUUGAGGUUCUAACACGAGUCUUCGAUUACCUCGAUUUGUAUGAGAGAAAAUGUGCCUCGGCCACGUGUAAACGGUGGAAUAGUAUAUUGCACUGUGCACGAUUCCAACGCCAGUGUCGGUUGGCACUCACGCACAUAUUUCACGACGAACUCACUCAGCUGGAAAAGGCUGUCGUUAAGAAAUGUUACCAUCUUCGAGUUGUUCACUAUGACGACUGUGAAGAUUCGGACGACGAGGACUACGAUGAAGAUACACAGCGAGAAAGCGAAAAGCUGUUUUCGAUUAAGUACUUGUUCCAAAAAACUCCUGUGCAAAAUUUAUCAGAUUUGUUGUUCGGGUUGGGGUUAAAUCUAGAGAGCUUAAUUCUGGAAGUCAGAUAUGAAAAUUGUCGUGAAAUAAUCGGAGACUGUUUAGGUGACAUUAAAAAUCUUAAAGAGUUAGUUUUGCUGUUCAAAUCUGGCGGUAAUCGGACGCCAGAGCUAGGAUUAUGGAAGAUACGUCAUGAUAAAAUUGAAAGUUUGAAAGUGGAAAUGCCUUCUGACAGUAAACCUCUCUCGUUCAUAGUACCGAGCGUGACAAGUUUGGAAUUGGUGAACCAUUGUCGAUGGAGUUCUGAUACGGUUAACUUGUAUAGCAGGCAGUUGCUGUGCCUGAAGGUGAGAUUACGGAAUAUAGCAGAGCUAGAUAUUUUGAUGCCGCGUAUCUUUCCAAAUUUGACGAAUCUUGAAGUUAGAAAUCCUUUUGAAAUGAGCGAGCAGUUCGCUUCUAUACGUGUCCCAUUGGAUGAAGAAGAGGAGCAACGCUUCAUAAUGGGCAUGCCGAGACUAAAGAGGCUAUUAUUGGAGGGCAAGUUUACUUUACUUCGUAUGGUAACGUCACUCGCAAGAUGUGCUAAUACGCUAGAAGAACUGGUUCUGGAAGAUCAGCAAAUAGAAUAUGAGCUGUUGAAAACUGUGGAGAAACUACCGAAACUGAAGAGUCUCACCAUUUCAGAGUGCAAAGUUCUUAUGGUAUCAGAUAUGCUGCCUACGCUACAAAUGCCACAACUGGAACAUUUCAAACUCCUCAGCUAUAAAUCGGAUAUAAUAUUCGACAAGGGACUUUCUGCAGUGAAAUCGCUUGAGCUUACGCUGUGGGCAGAUAAAAACUACAAAAUAUUGCACAAAGUUUGUGAAAACUUGCCAUGUUUAGAGCGGUUAAAAUUAUUGCUUUACGUUAAGUUGUCAAACACAGCGCUGCGACAUGUGGAUAAGUUGGAAAAACUCAAAUCUUUAGAGUUCCGUCACGCUGGACCGAGCCUUCUAGCCUGGAAACACUGUCCCGUACUGGUGCCUCUUCAAAAGCUAGCAUUCCGCGACUGCACAAUGGAUCAACCAACACUGCUUUCAACAAUCAAACCAUUUCCCGCUCUCUGCGAGUUGUAUUUUGAUAAAUGCAUUAUCUUGUACUGUAGUGUUACUGCGAGGCAUGCAGUACACGAUUAUGUUAACGCCGACGAUGUUCGUCUCGAGCGCAGUCAGGAUAUCAUAACCAGCAAUGCAUUCAGUAAAACAACUCCGGUAGCGGUAGAUGAUUUCAACAGUAAGGGCAAAAUCAUAUCAAAUGGCAUUUACAGUAUCGCUGUAUAA
Messenger RNA from Topomyia yanbarensis, 1753 nucleotides. RefSeq lists its product as uncharacterized. The record is from RefSeq and is a predicted model, not a curated record. The coding region runs from base 101 to 1753 and encodes 550 amino acids. Gene Ontology annotation, molecular function: protein binding. The transcript is spliced from 5 exons. Lineage: Eukaryota; Metazoa; Arthropoda; Insecta; Diptera; Culicidae.